This is a messenger RNA of Nelumbo nucifera (sacred lotus), 2592 nucleotides long. RefSeq names its product RNA-binding KH domain-containing protein RCF3-like. The record is from RefSeq and is a predicted model, not a curated record. NCBI's taxonomy places the organism in Eukaryota, Viridiplantae, Streptophyta, Magnoliopsida, Proteales, Nelumbonaceae. Gene Ontology annotation, molecular function: RNA binding.
AAUCAGAGACGUGGAGGCCGUAUUUAUUUACGAAUUACGAUACGAGGGCAGAUCUUUUUCCCUCUUUUCUCCUCUCCUCUUCCCUCUCUUUUUUCUUCCCUCCUACUCCUUGUAUCUUCGCUCGCGAGGUCCUGAUUUUCGACGAUUCUGUUUAAAAUCUUCGAGAAAGUUGGUCUGCAAGAAUAUAUUGAGUAAAAUUUUCCAUAAUGGCUGGUCAAAGGAAUAGCCAUGGGAAGCGUUCCCAUUCUCAAUCUGAUUAUUCUGAUAAUGGUGGAAGUAAGAGGCGCAACCCUGGUGAUGAUAAGGAUCAAUAUGCCCCUGGACCCGAUGAUACUGUCUACCGAUAUUUAUGUCCAGGGAAAAAGAUUGGAAGUAUCAUUGGGAGGGGAGGUGAGAUUGUUAAGCAACUAAGGGCAGAAAGUCAAUCAAAGAUUAGGAUUGGUGAGACUAUGCCUGGAUGUGAGGAACGUGUUGUCACAAUCUUUAGUUCAAGCCAAGAAACUAAUGCACUCGAAGAUACUGGAGACUUUGUUUGCCCUGCACAAGAUGCUCUCUUUAGGGUGCAUGACAGACUUGUUGCAGACGAGGUUCCUGCUGAUGGAGAUGUUGAAGAGCCUCAGCAAGUUACUGUUCGGCUGCUUGUACCAUCAGACCAGAUUGGAUGCGUCAUUGGGAAGGGUGGUCAGAUAAUUCAAAAUAUACGCACUGAAACUGGUGCUCAGAUUCGCAUUCUAAAGAAUGAGCAUCUCCCUCCUUGUGCCUUGAGCACUGAUGAACUUCUCCAGAUAUCUGGGGAAGCUGCUGUUGUAAGGAAGGCUCUUCAUCAAAUAUCAUCUCGGCUUCAUGACAAUCCCUCUCGCUCUCAACACCUGCUGAUUUCUGCCAUGUCAAACAUGUAUCAGUCAGGUGGUCCGUUUGCUGGUUCAAAUGCAGGUCCCCAAAUUGUUGGCUUAGCUCCAUUGGUUGGUGCCUAUGGUGGAUAUAAAGGUGACUCAGGAAGUGAUUGGGCACGCUCCUUAUAUCCUGGUCGAAGGGAUGAAACCUCUGCAAAGGAGUUUUCUCUCCGUUUGAUUUGUCCAACUGGAAAUAUUGGAGGAGUUAUUGGGAAAGGUGGAUCAAUCAUCAAGCAAAUCAGGCAGGACUCUGGGGCCACUAUCAAAGUUGAUAGUUCUGCUGCUGAAGGAGAUGAUUGCAUAAUAUCCAUCUCAGCAAAGGAGUACUUUGAAGAUCCAUUUUCUCCAACAAUUGAUGCAGCAGUGCGCUUGCAGCCCAAAUGUAGUGAGAAAGCUGAUAAAGAAUCGGGUGAUUCUCCAAUCACAACUCGGCUACUUGUGCCAAACUCACGUAUUGGAUGCCUUAUUGGUAAAGGUGGAGCUAUCAUUACUGAGAUGAGAAAACUCACUAGAGCAAAUAUACGCAUACUUUCAAAGGAAAACCUUCCAAAAGUUGCAUCUGAAGAUGAUGAAAUGGUUCAGAUCACUGGGGAGCUUGACAUUGCAAGGAAUGCUCUCAUGCAUGUAACCACACGGUUAAAAGCCAACUUUUUUGAGAGAGAAGGUGCUUUGACUGCAUUUCCACCAGCUUUUCCUUACCUUCCCAUGUCAGCCGAUGUUCCAGAUGGUUCAAAAUAUGGCAGUAGGGAUGGUAAAUCACAUGGACGAGGAUACUCCUCUUAUUCUCUUGGAUAUGGUUCAAGUGAUAUGGCCCCUAGUGACAGUUAUGGUGGUUAUGGUGGCUCACAGAGUGGAAGUGGUUAUGGAGCAUAUGGUAGCUAUUCUUCUGCCCGGUCUGGUAGUACAGGGUUAUCUGGUCAGAAUCCUGUUUCCCAUGUGAAACAUCAUGGUUAUUAGUUCCUCAUGAGUAGGGCCUGCAGGUAGAUAAUUGUCUUUUUCCUUAACGCUUUUAUCCUUUCUAUAACAUAGCAAGCUGCUUUGAUGUAUGCUAGUCACAUUAUACUAUAUGGAAAUUUGCUAUCUUAACCAACCCAGACCUCCUAUAUUUAGAAUUCUAAUACUCCUGUUUUACCUUUGUUGCCUUCCCUUCCCAUUAAAACAGCUGAGAUCUACGAAGCCUGAAGCCAGCCUACUGCCUCUUUUGAUGAAGCCUCCAGCCUAGACCUGAAGACCAGAUGAAAAGGGUUUGAGAAACUUAUGGCCCACCUAUGAAGCUUUGUUUAGGAGGACCAACAUUUUCUGGAGAUUACCAUUCAGUCCUUUUGCAGCCUUGAUACCACAUCUUACUAAGCUAUUAUAUUGUUUGAGCCAAGGGCCGCAGUAGCCAGAAUGCUUUUAUUAGUUGCAGUAACUUAUUCACUUCUGUAAAACUUCGUGUACUUGGUAUCCGUGAAACUUUUAUUUGGUACUUGUACCAGUAUCUUGGCUUUAAUAAUAUUAGAUCUCAUCUGUAUGGGUUGGUUAUGUCUGAAUUUCUAGGAAACAGUGAGCUUAGGUGGUACUGUUGUAGAACCUGGGGAACCCUAGGAAAGUUAGACAAAGUUGUGGUGGAACUUAAUUUGUUUUGAUGAGAUGUGGGCAUUGAAAAGUAAUAUGUAGUGUAAUGUAUUGCUUGGUAUUUUUCCUCUUAAAUUUGUCA